GGAGAAGCACAAUCUGGAGGAAGGACGGAAUAGACGUCUCAGAUUUUGUGGUAUUUUAUUUUAUUGUCGGACAUGUAACGUAAAAGACGAGUGUAAAAGCCGUUCAUAUUCUAGAGACAGUAGAAUCUAAUGGCUCGCACAAGAACGCCGAGAAAUUCAUAUUUCGAGGUCCAGUAGGCGUCUUUUUCAUAGGUCGGCGAAUCUAAACCACACUUGCAAAAUAUUCAGUUGCACUGCGAAGAAGCAAUUCUCGAGCACAGAUUCGACGGUCGAAAUUGGUGCCAGGGAGAAGGGUCUCUUUGGAAACUCUGGUAAUGUAAUUAAUACUCGCUGCAAGAUGCAGAAGACGCAGAGAAUCGAGUAUUGAGAAGCCCCCCACGAACGUUGACUGCCCCAUGGACGCAGAGACGGAAGGAAGGAAGGAAGGAAGAAGGGCCUCGGACUCGCCGAGUCCUGACCGAAACGGAAAGUGGGACAUCAUCAGGCAGAGAGGGCAAACAUGUCUCAUGUGCGAGGAGAGGAGGCCAAAGGGUCUCGAACGAAGCAGGGGGAGGAGGAGGAGCAGGAGGAGGAGGAGGCCAGAAGGCACCGGGCGGGCGGGCGUCCAUAAGAAGCCGGCGCAGUGACUCUGGCUCUGUGUGCGGCUGGCUGGAUCGGUACAGGCCGUCGAUGGAUGCCCAAGCUUCAGCCUUGCCAGGUCCUCCUCAGUGCGGUCUAAAAAGGCCCAAGCCAAGCCAAGCCAAGCCAGGCCAAGCUCAGCGCAACACCAGCACCAGCACCAGUGUAGCUUGCAGCAGCAGAGAGGAGGGAAGAUCGUACAGUAACAGUGAGUGAGCGGUAUGUGAUGUGAUGCGAGCCAUCGAUUGCCUCAACUAUUGAUACGCAGACUCGCGCCAGUAAAGCGCCAGAGGGGUUUGGGCCAGAGGGUGGGGUGGGCAAAAGGAGAUGGUGUGGAGAAGAUAGUAUCUAGAUGUACUUUUCCCGGUGCAGAGUUUAGGAGUACAGAUCCACUCCCGACCGGAAGAUCGGAUUGAACUGGGAACCGGAGUUUGUAGGAGUGGGGUAAUCGGGGCUGAGCUUGGGAGAGGAGAGGAGAGGGAAGGGAAGGGGAGGGGAGAGCAGGAGAGGAGAGGAGAGGAGAGGGGAGGGGAGGAGAGUGUUUUGAGCCGAGCUCAACCGAGGCUAUGAUGAUCGUGCAGUGUAUGUCAGACCUGCAGUGGUUUCUCGUACAGUAAUCUUGUGUACAGCUAUACCCGCUAAGCGUCGUUAAGAGUUGUCUUGAUUGUGUGCAUAAGGGUCCCUGUUGAAUCACAGAAAAGAAAAGAGAUUCUUCAGAAGUUUAUGAGCAUUUGAUUGCUUGAUUGGUUCAUUCGUGUACUAUCCGUCCGCGCAGCAUCACCAUCACCAUCGUCAUCAUCAUCAGAUGCGAGCUACCCCUGGCCCCUGCGUGUCCUGUCCUUCGCGCGCUCUCCCUCCCUCUCUCUCUGGCUAGAGCUUGAGGGCACUGCACUGCAGCAGCAGCUGAUGCUGUUGGAGUUCUUGCGCUUGUUGUUGUUGUUGUUGUUGGUGUUAUUUUUUGCGGUGGGUGGUCCUGUUGUUGGCUCAUGAGUGGUUGAUAGAUUGAGAUUAAAUUAGACAGAAAGCAACGAACACAGAUCAGAUUCGGCCUGCCUUGCGCAGAGCCUGCCUGCCUGCCUGGGCUUCUGAAGUAGCGGAGGAGUGCUCCAGUCGCAGAUCGACCAGAGAAGAGUGCGCACCACAGCACAUCACAGCAACCACGGGCAGUGCAGGCACGUCCUGAGGCUGCGGGAGUGCGGUCACUGGCACUCGCAACAUCAUCUCUCCUCGAGCUCUCGAGGCUCCUGUUGAGCACAUAAUUACUCUUCCACUCGGGGCCAAAGCUUGUGUUCUACUUUAGCACAAGCAAUCCUUGGGACUCUCUGACCCGGUUUCUACCAUACAGAUUAUUAGGCGGUUCGCAGCAGUUGUCAAGCCUCUCUCUCUCUCGGUUUGCUCGUUGUGCCAUCGCUGAUGCGCCUUUAGGCGAAGGAGCUGGAGAUUGAAGAGCAGGUACUACUAUCUCAGCAUUCUCAAGGCAACAUCUCGAGAACACACAGCACUGCGUGAGAUUGCGUCGAGAUUCUUCUCGGGAAUCCAACCGGUCUCGCUGUCCGAGUCUGUGUGUCUGUCGUGCGAAUUAGUAGUCUACCUAGAGGACCGGAACCAAUUCGUGCUUUAUCCAUCGAUCAGCAGGUCUCCCAUACCAUUCCUACUUGCUGGCAGAAUCAUAGAGGCGAAAUGACUCCUUUCUGCACAUAGGUUCCGUAGAACCAUACUUUCAGGAAUUCAGCAGUGACUCACUCCACCAUCUCUUCUCGUCUCCACCGGAGGUAGCAGAGAUGUUCUAGAGCUCCCGCUCGACUGUCAUAUCACGCAACAAAGCCGGCAAGCAAGAGCUGGGCUAUUCUUCUUCUUCUUCUUAUUCUUCAACCACAGAUCCAUCUGACAGGCACCAGGUCGCUUCUGCUGCUGCUGCUGCUGCUGCUGGCGGUUGUAGUGGUGGGUUCAGACGAUGGGAGAGGCAUGGCAACGCCUGUACAAGAACAAAUGGCUGGUGCUGGCGUUCUCCAUAUGGAUACAGUCGUGCUCCGGAGUAGGCUAUGCCUUCGGAAGUUACUCGCCCAUCAUUAAAAGCGUUCUGGGAUUCGACCAGAAGGGCAUUAGUCGCCUGGGAGUCGCCAAGGACAUCGGAGACAGUGUAGGCCUGCUCGCCGGCACUCUGUGUGAUCUUGUCCCCAUAUGGGGUCUCUUCAUUUGCGGCGCUCUGGUCAAUCUCAUCGGCUAUGGGUCGAUUUGGCUCAUCGUCACCAAGCAGCUGCCCCCCGUUCCUCUCUGGGCUAUGUGCUUAAUUAUGAUGGUGGCUACGAACGGAGAGACAUUCUUCAACACGGGAGCGCUGGUGGCAUGCGUGCGCAACUUCCCUCAGAAUCGAGGAGGAAUCGUAGGAAUUUUGAAGGGAUUCACAGGGCUGAGCGGAGCGAUCUUCACGCAGCUGUACACGUCGUUCUAUGCGCCCGACCAAGCCAAGUUCAUCUUUCUCGUGGCCACGGGGCCGUCCAUGGUGGCUCUGUUCACGCUCUUGAUCGUCCGCCCCAUCCCGCAGGUCGUAUCCAUCAUCAAGGAGGAUGACAAGAAUUUCAAUGUCAUAUACAGCGUCUGUCUCGUCAUCGCCGCCUACCUCAUGGGCGCCAUGAUCGUGCACGAUUUCCUGUCCGUGAACCACUACGUGCAAGUCGGAUUCGCAUUCGGCUUGUUGUUACUGCUCUUCAUUCCUCUGAUCGUGCCCUUCUAUCAGGUCUUCGUUGUGGACCCCAAGAAACCCCAAUCCGACAUCGAGAACGACUACAACAUCAAAGCGCCAUUGUUGGCCCCUGCGCCUCCAGAGAGAACCCCGAGUGGCCGCGAAAUCAAGAAUGAGUAUCCCAAAGCCAUCAAGCCGACCAUUACAUACUACCCGCCGCCGUCCGGGGAUUUCAUCGAAUUCAGUGAAAUGGAAGACGAGAAGAUGAGGCCAGAAGUCUCAGAGCGAGCGCGCCACGAGCAAUUGGCGCGCAUGAGCUCCAGGCUGUACAAGGCCGUGGCCGAGGGCGCCGUCAAGGUCAAGCGCAAGAGAGGACCCAGAAGAGGGCAGGACUUCACGCUGGCGCAGGCGCUCAUCAAGGCCGACUUCUGGCUCAUGUUCGUGGCCCUCGUCUGCGGCGCCGGCACUGGCAUCACCGCCAUCGACAAUCUGGGCCAAAUGGGCGAAGCUCAGGGCUUCCUCAACGCACACAUUUUCGUCUCCCUCAUCAGCAUUUGGAGCUUCUUGGGUCGGCUCGGAGCCGGCUAUGCCUCAGAGAUCGUCGCCCGAGAUUACGCAGCGCCGAGGCCGAUUUUGAUGGCGUGCGCGCAGGGGAUGAUGGCGGUGGGGCACCUGAUGUUCGCGAUGGCGUGGCCGGGGUCGAUGUACAUAGCGUCGCUGCUGGUGGGAUUCGGGUACGGGUGCCACUGGGCCAUCGUGCCGGCGACGGCGUCGGAGCUCUUCGGGCUCAAGAACUUCGGGGCGCUGUACAACGUGCUGACCAUCGCGGUGCCCAUCGGGUCGCUCGUCUUCUCGGGGCUCAUCGCCGGCCCCAUCUACGACGCCGAGGCCGAGAAGCAGCGCAGCGGCGCGUUGGGCGCGUACGCGCGCGGCCCGUUGGCGGACGAGAGCCUGGUGUGCGAGGGCGCCAUCUGCUUCCAGCUCACCUUCUUCAUCAUGACCGCCGUGUGCAUCUUCGGCGUCGUGCUCAACCUCAUCCUCAUCAAGCGCACGUACCGCGUCUACCAAGCGCUCUACGGCAAGCGCGGCGACUCGCUGCUCCACAACAAAGUGCCCCGCGCCGUGCUCGAGCAGGACGCCUCGUCCUCCAGCAGCUUUCACUAGAGCUCCCGUCGUCGAUUGCGCUCUUUCUUUUAUAAUUGUGUAUACCCCCCCGCGCGAAUUGAUCGAGUCGAUGCACGCCCACACUCUUGAGUUUUUUUUCUGGAGUCAAAUGUGUAUCGCUGCAGAGGACACCACGGCCAUAGCCGCAGCAGCAGCAGCAUCCGCAGCCGCAGGGCCAGAG
Messenger RNA from Marchantia polymorpha subsp. ruderalis, 4646 nucleotides. Lineage: Eukaryota; Viridiplantae; Streptophyta; Marchantiopsida; Marchantiales; Marchantiaceae. The record is from the annotation of a GenBank genome assembly.